Molecule: messenger RNA, 1347 nt
Organism: Desarmillaria tabescens
Lineage: Eukaryota; Fungi; Basidiomycota; Agaricomycetes; Agaricales; Physalacriaceae
Exons: 4
Coding region: 124-1083 (319 amino acids)
Source: RefSeq, a predicted model, not a curated record
CCAUGGUUCCUAACUGCCACCCGCCUAUUUGAGACAAGCACCUUGAUCCGUACUUCCUCGUCAAUCAACAAUCCAUAAAACCCUGCCAAAUCUCCCGAACUUAUUGUUGGUUUAGGUUACCUAAUGCAUGACCUUGCUUCUAAUCCCUUCUUCAUUCUCGCUGUCCUCGCACCACCCCCACCCGACUGUGCAAUCAAUGCCGUGCGGAAUGCAUAUUGUACAGUGUUCGGAAGGGAUGCUCCUCCUGAGGAAUGGGACAACCAACUCUUGCUUUGGAUUCGAGUCUGUUCUGCCGUCGGGGCGGAUCAUCACCUCGUCAAAGGCAUACGAAGGUUUUAUCCUUCCUUGCCUGAUCCCAGCCAGUGGGAUGUCGUUGGUCAUCUCCUUGAUCUACCACUGGCUUUGCAAGAAAACAAAGUUACAGCCUCGAAAACGAUUGGUGUCUUUGAAUUUAUGAGACGUCUUCAGAGCGAGGUUGAACUCCCAGAGCCAUAUCCAGGAGACACAGCAGAGAAUUCAAAUGCCAUACUGCACCGACGCGAACAGCUUGUCACUGCCAUUUGCCAUACCCUGCUGUCAUUUGUUGGAUUUAACGUUACCCCCGAGCACAAGACGUCAACGAACAAACUCAAAUUGUCAAAAGAUGCAACUAAAUGCUCAAGAUACCUUCCAUAUUCCAUCGAACCACUCGAGUUCGACUUUGUCGUACAGAUAAUGCGUGGCAAAGUUCCCGAUUCUCUAGCAUUGACAGUUCCUAAUGUCUGUACAUCAAUCAGCUGGAGGCAUGGUUCUAUGGAUCAAGCGAAUCAAGUCGUCUCAUGGGGCUUCAACUCUGCCUAUUUUCUUGAUGAACAUGUGGCAUUUCUUUCCCAGUUCGACAAGAUUGAGGACACGGGGUUCAAGAGCGCAACUCGGUUCAUGAAAUUUGUACAGAUGAUGCAUGAGAAUCUCUUGAAGCCUUUGUGGGAGAACAUCCAGGAAAAUUAUCCAGAUGUGGGCUCCACCGAUCCCCCUCCUGAGCCAAGUUCACAUCAAGAAUCUCUCGAGGAGACGAACUUGGAGAUGGACCUUCGGGAGGAGUGAGCGCCAGCCGAAAUACUGAAAUUUCCAGCGGAUUCCUCUUCAAGGUGGUGAUAUAACAAAAUUAAUAUACAUCUUACAGUCGGAAAUUUUGCUUGUACUAGUUAUUCAGAGGUACUAAAAUUAGGACAGAGACUAGUCUGAGAGCACGAAAGCGUCACUGACAUCUUGUAUGGAUCUGAGGGUGCUGUACUCGCCUCUUCCACCGGAGUACUAGAUAACGUGGGCAUUGGGGAGUACAGAGGCGAAAUAUUCCCGCCGUUGUAU